AUGACAUUUGCAACUGGUGUUCGGCGCUUGCCGGGGAGGUUUGUUUUCUUCUUGGCGACUAUUUGGAACCUGGCAGGAUGCUCGAUAAGCUGCAACUGAAUAACCAGAUAUUAGCCAAUAAAGCUGCGGUGCAGAAGGCAAGGCUGAUCCUGGUUAAUAAACAAGUGCAGAAGCUGCGGAAGCUCAAGCAACUCAAGGACAAACAUCCGGAAAAUAAGAAAUUGGAGAUGAAGUUCACCAGAGCCACCGAGGUCCUGGCAUGUCUCAAGAAAAUCAAAUUCAACGAAAUAUUACGACAGGCCCUCCUGAAUCAGAAGAGUCCCAGCGCUGUAAUUACAAAUGGUCUAUCAACGCCGGAAGAAAUCGCUCAGGCUUUGUAUUUCUCACACAAAACAAUUGAAGAAAUCGUCAAGCAUUUGAAGAGCGUCCUCAACAUAAACGAUUCAGAUACGUCAUGGCGCGAUCAAGUCGUGGAGCCGAGCAAACGCAAAAGGAAGCAACAACGUACUGAAAGAAAGCAGCAGUUUCGCCAGGAGCGAAAGGCUCGUAAGGAGCUGGAGAAGAAACGCAAUGAAUGGCUUGUCGAGAACCUUCCAUCGGUUCCGCAGGAAAGCGAGGCUCCUGUGGAAAGUGAAGAAAAACCCAAUACACUGCAAGCAAUGUUCCAGGAAGAGGAUGUAGAUAAGGUAAAACAGGUCCAACAGGAUCGAAAAAAGCAACAAGAAAAGGUUAGAGUUCCGAAGGAAGAAGCACCUGUUGAAGAUUCUUCAUUAGAGUCGGAUGAGAAACAUGAGGCCCACCACACAGUCGAUGACUUCUUCAUCACCCAAACUGGGGAUCAUUACCUCUCAACAGUCGUGAUAGACCGCAAACAGCCCGACCAACCUGACGACGGCAUGGUGCGGAAAGAGAGGCGAAGCAUACAGAACGGUCAUCAUAGAUAUCCGGAAAAACGACGAAAAUUCGACAGGCAAGACUGGCACAGCCACAACGACAGAGCCACCAAACCCUUCAAACGUGAUAACAUUAGAAAUACAAAGCCCCUCAAAGGCUCCUCAAGUUCAAAGGAAAAUGAUACAGCAUCAAACCAAUUGCAUCCAUCUUGGGCUGCAAAGCAACGUCAAAAACGCAUUGAACCACCGCAAGGAUCGAAAAUUGUUUUUGAUGACGAAGGAAACACCGCUUCAAAGGUUGUAAAUAGCAAGUCAAAAGAGAGUAGUGUGAAGAGCGUUCCAAAAAGCGAUUCCAAGGAGAAACUGCAUCCGUCGUGGGAAGCAAAACAAAAGCUGAAACCCAGCAUAGCCCAGUUUACAGGGAAGAAGAUUGUUUUUGAUGACGAAUAAAAGUUUAGAUUUAAUAGGAAAUAAACUGUUCCACCGAUUUCAUUCGAA
Molecule: messenger RNA, 1391 nt
Organism: Hermetia illucens (black soldier fly)
Lineage: Eukaryota; Metazoa; Arthropoda; Insecta; Diptera; Stratiomyidae
Gene: Rlb1
Product: serum response factor-binding protein 1
Exons: 3
Coding region: 78-1343 (421 amino acids)
Biological process (GO): maturation of SSU-rRNA
Cellular component (GO): 90S preribosome; nucleus
Source: RefSeq, a predicted model, not a curated record